This is a messenger RNA of Drosophila rhopaloa, 3930 nucleotides long. RefSeq names its product alpha-mannosidase 2 (gene alpha-Man-IIa). Gene Ontology annotation, molecular function: carbohydrate binding; alpha-mannosidase activity. NCBI's taxonomy places the organism in Eukaryota, Metazoa, Arthropoda, Insecta, Diptera, Drosophilidae. The transcript has 5 exons. Gene Ontology annotation, biological process: N-glycan processing; mannose metabolic process; protein deglycosylation. The record is from RefSeq and is a predicted model, not a curated record. Gene Ontology annotation, cellular component: Golgi membrane. The coding region runs from base 107 to 3433 and encodes 1108 amino acids.
CCAUUUUUUUGUUUAUGCGAAAAAACCACGCAAGUAGAGCGAUUUGUUUGUUGCUAUUGUGCUGUUGUUGUCUGUGUCGUCGUUUCCAUGAUUAAUUAACCGGAAAAUGUUGCGCAUACGUCGACGCUUCGCUUUGGUGAUUUGCUCCGGCUUCCUGCUGAUUUUCCUCAGCCUGUACGUGAUCCUAAACUUUGCGGCGCCGGCAGCCAACCAGAAAAAGCCCAACUAUGUGGCCAUCGAGGACAAGCUGCAGCGGCUGGAAAAUGGCCUGCAGGAGCACGGCGAGGAGAUGAGGGACAUGCGGGCUCGACUGGCCAAAACCGCAGUUCGCGCGGAGCCCUUUAAGGCCCCACUCAAGGUGCCACUUUCUGCAGGACCAGGAGAGUGCCAGGAUGUGGUCCAGGAUGUGCCCAGUGUGGAGGUACAGAUGCUGGAGCUGUACGACCGCAUGUCCUUCAAGGACAUCGAUGGAGGCGUGUGGAAACAGGGCUGGAACAUCAAGUACGACCCACUGAAGUACAACGCCCACCACAAACUGAAAGUCUUCGUUGUGCCGCACUCGCACAACGAUCCCGGAUGGAUCCAGACCUUCGAAGACUACUACCAGCACGACACCAAGCACAUCUUGUCCAAUGCCCUCCGUCAUCUGCACGAGAACCCCGAGAUGAAGUUCAUCUGGGCGGAGACCUCGUACUUUGCCCGAUUUUACCACGAUCUGGGAGAAAACAAGAAGCUGCAGAUGAAAUCCAUUGUCAAGAGUGGGCAGCUGGAAUUUGUGACCGGUGGAUGGGUGAUGCCGGACGAGGCCAACUCUCACUGGCGGAACGUGCUGCUGCAGCUGACCGAAGGCCAGACCUGGUUGAAGCAGCACCUGAAUGUCACACCCACCGCUUCCUGGGCCAUCGAUCCCUUCGGGCACAGUCCCACCAUGCCGUACAUCUUGCAGAAGAGCGGCUUCAAGGAUCUGCUCAUCCAGCGGACGCACUACUCGGUGAAGAAGGAGCUGGCCCAACAGCGCCAGCUGGAGUUCCACUGGCGCCAGAUCUGGGACACCAAGGGAGACACGGCCCUCUUCACCCACAUGAUGCCCUUCUACUCGUACGAUAUUCCCCACACCUGUGGCCCAGAUCCCAAGGUGUGCUGCCAGUUUGAUUUUAAGCGCAUGGGUGCCUUUGGAUUAAGUUGUCCGUGGAAGGUGCCACCGCGGGCCAUUGUGGAUGGGAAUGUGGCAGCACGCUCGGAUCUGCUGGUGGAUCAGUGGAAGAAGAAGGCUGAGCUGUAUCGAUCGAACGUCUUGCUGAUUCCGUUGGGCGACGACUUCCGCUUCAAGCAGAACACCGAGUGGGAUGUGCAGCGGGUGAACUACGAGAAGCUCUUCGAGCACAUCAACAGCCAGGCGCACUUCAAUGUUCAGGCUCAGUUCGGAACCCUCCACGAGUAUUUCGAUGCAGUGCGCCAGGCGGAGAAGGCGGGACAGGCCGAGUUUCCCACGCUGAGCGGCGACUUUUUCACCUAUGCCGAUCGUUCGGAUAACUACUGGAGUGGCUAUUACACAUCGCGACCGUAUCACAAGCGCAUGGAUCGCGUCCUGAUGCACUACGUCCGCUCGGCGGAGAUGCUCUCCGCCUGGCACUCCUGGGACGGAAUGGCGGGCAUCGAGAAGCGCCUGGAGCUGGCACGCAGGGAGCUGUCGCUGUUCCAGCACCACGACGGCAUUACUGGCACGGCCAAGACGCAUGUUGUGCAGGACUACGAGCUACGCAUGCAGGAGGCCCUAAAGGCCUGCCAAAUGGUGAUGCAACAGUCGGUCUACCGCUUGUUAACCAAGCCAUCUAUCUACAGCCCGGACUUCAGCUUUUCCUACUUCACGCUGGACGAUUCGCGCUGGCCGGGAUCAGGUGUAGAGGACAGUCGCACAACCAUUAUUUUGGGCGAGGAUGUACUGCCCAGCAAGCACGUGGUGAUGCACAAUACCCUGCCCCACUGGCGGGAGCAGCUGGUGGACUUCUAUGUGUCCAGUCCAUUCGUGAGUGUCAGCGACUUAGCCAACAACCCGGUGGAGGCUCAGGUGUCUCCUGUGUGGAGCUGGCACCACGACACGCUCACCAAGACCAUCCACCCACAAGGCUCCACCACUAAGUAUCGCAUCAUCUUCAAGGCACGCGUACCGCCCAUGGGACUGGCCACCUACGUUCUGACCAUCUUGGAGUCGAAACCAGAACACACCUCGUACGCCUCGAAUCUCUUGCUCCGAUCAAACCCGGCUUCCGUGCCAUUGGGCCAAUAUCCGGAGGAUGUGAAGUUUGGUGAACCCCGGGAGAUCUCAUUGCGGGUGGGCAAUGGCCCCACAUUGGCAUUUUCGGAGCAGGGUCUGCUCAAGUCCAUCCAACUCACUCAGGACAGUCCGCACGUGCCGGUGCACUUGAAGUUCCUCAAGUAUGGCACUCGGACUCAUGGAGAUCGAUCCGGAGCCUAUCUGUUCUUGCCCAACGGACCCGCCUCGCCUUUCCAUCUCAACCACCCGGUCGUCCUGGUAACCAAGGGCAAACUGGAGUCGUCUGUGAGCGUGGGUCUGCCGAGUGUGGUGCACCAGACGAUUAUGCGUGGCGGAGCUCCCGAGAUUCGCAACCUGGUGGACAUCGGCCUGUUGGAUAACACGGAGAUCGUGAUGCGCUUGGAGACGCACAUCGACAGUGGCGACAUCUUCUACACGGAUGUCAACGGGCUGCAGUUCAUGAAGCGGAGGCGUUUGGAAAAGAUACCCUUGCAGGCCAACUACUAUCCGGUGCCCUCUGGCAUGUUCAUCGAGGACGCCAAUAUGAGACUAACUCUCCUCACGGGUCAGCCUCUGGGUGGAUCGUCCCUGUCCUCGGGUGAGCUUGAGAUCAUGCAGGAUCGACGCCUGGCCAGCGACGAUGAACGUGGCCUGGGACAAGGGGUCUUGGACAACAGGCCGGUGCUGCACAUCUAUCGCCUGGUGCUAGAGAAGAUUAACAGCUGUGCGCGACCAUCGGAGGUGCAUCCGGCUGGUUACUUGACCAGUGCCGCACACAAGGCCUCACAAUCCCUGCUAGAUCCGCUGGACAAGUUCAUAUUCGCCGAAAAUGAUUGGAUCGGGGCACAGGGUCAGUUUGGCGGCGAACAUGCCUCAGCUCGUGAGGAUCUGGAUGUGCCCGUGAUGCGACGCUUGACCAAAAGCUCGGCCAAGACGCAGCGUGUGGGCUUCGUCGUGCAUCGCACCAAUCUGAUGCAGUGCGGCGCUGCAGAGGAGCACGCAAAGAAGCUGGAUGUGUGCCACUUACUUCCUAAUACGGCGAGGUGCGAGCGAACUACGCUCACUUUCCUGCAGAAUCUGGAGCAGUUUGAGUCCAUGGUGGCGCCGGAGGUGUGCCCUAUGGAAACGGUCGCCUAUGUGAGCAGCCACACAAGCUGAUCGCCACGUUUCCUCCAAAAGGAUCUUACUAAGGCCGAAGAGCGAUGACAGAAGAACAACACAUGAAUCUCGGACACUGACUUACUGCAAUACAGGCAAUCUUUGUUUAAUGUCUAACCAAAAGCACUAACUGCACCGCAAGACAAUGCGUAGUCCAUACUACGUAUCAUUUAUUUAUUCAAGCUUCCACACGAGGGUUUGGAAAUUCGAUCCUAUGACGCAGCGGUGUAUUUCUGCACCCCUUGUAUCAAAACAUUUUACUUUGUUUCCCCUAGGUUUUUACGUUUUUGUGAUAUCCCGAUCCCACAGCAAGCAAUACAUACAUGUCUGUCUUCAAUAUCCCGCCCGGGAUAUUUCCAAAAAACAAUGAAUCUUAACUAUAACUAACGUUUAACUGUAAUGUAGGCUUAGUGAUAAUGAUGAAACUGCAAAGGCAAUGAUAUUAAUCUCGACGUUUGUUUUGUAACGAAUUGAAUAAAUUGAGUCUCAUUUUUAAA